This is a messenger RNA of Arvicola amphibius (Eurasian water vole), 3594 nucleotides long. RefSeq names its product TRIO and F-actin-binding protein-like. The transcript is spliced from 10 exons. Gene Ontology annotation, biological process: actin filament organization; positive regulation of substrate adhesion-dependent cell spreading. The coding region runs from base 1 to 3594 and encodes 1197 amino acids. Gene Ontology annotation, cellular component: actin cytoskeleton. Lineage: Eukaryota; Metazoa; Chordata; Mammalia; Rodentia; Cricetidae. The record is from RefSeq and is a predicted model, not a curated record. Gene Ontology annotation, molecular function: actin filament binding.
AUGAGGGACCCUGAGGAGCUGCCGGACCGGCUGCAGGAAGAGGGGACUAAAGGUCCAUUCUCUGGGCGGGAAGAUUCGCGGAGGACACUGGAGUCACAAAGAGCACAUGAAGAGUCCUUGUCUAGACCCCUGGACAAGGGGCCUCGUUCUCCUUCCAAGACGAUGCUCCAUUUGGUGGCAGGACCGGGAGAGAACAGCUCAGAUGCAGAUUCUCACCUUGUUGCAGCUCUUUGGGUUUGUUUGUUUUUUCAAGAGAUGGAGACUGUAUAUGUUGUCUACAUUGACCCCAAACUUGCGCUCACAGGAUCCUCCUGCCUCACUGUUCUGCGUAGCUGGGAUUGGGUGAAGAAUCCCCCUAACCUCCUGGGAAGGAGGGCCACACGGGAGCAUGUCUCCAGCCCUCUGGCUGCUCACUCCAUCUUCCAGGCCACCUCUGCCUCCCGUUACUUGAAAUUAAAAACUGGUGGCUGGCAAAGUAACUCACUUAGGUUUGGUUCCCCAGCCUCAUGUCAGGCAGCUUUCAACUACCUGGACCUCAUCCCAGGGAAUCUAAUGCCCUCUUCUGGCCUCCAUGGGCACCUGCGUAGGGCAGUGUACAUAUAUACACCCAGAGCAAGUCUGCCCACCCAGGGCGCUGCCAGGGCUACAGCCACUGUCCCAGGCGCCGGGCUCCAGGGUCCCCAGGGAGACUCCCACCAGACCUGCUCUCAGGAGCCUCACAGUCCUUCCAGUGCCGAGGCACCUUACUGCGACCUGCCCUGCUGCCCGCCGGCCCCUCAGGACCCACUCGGCACCACCACCUGUGCUGGCCACUCUGUGGAAGGCCUUGACCUCAGGCAGGGCCCUCAGAGGGGCUGGUCCCCAACAGCAGCUCUCCCUGCCGAGGGCCCUACAACUGCCCCAAGGAACAGGCACCAGGACCCUGAGGCAUUACCCUAUCUGGAGGGCCUGGCCUGUAGUAGCCGUGACAACGAGGGUGCCAACUCUGACACCAGCUCCAGCCAGGACAGCAGUACCCCUCAUGAGACCAGUAAUUCUUCCUCUGUGGAUUGGGACACUGUUGAGAGGCCAGGGGUGGUCUCCAACGCGUACAGACUCAACGUGAUGAUUCCGAGGAGGCCUCAGGAGGGGUUGAAAGCUGACAGUGCUCGAAGGGUCACCAAGUCCCCUGCCAGAGGGGACACAGUGGGCCAGAGAAAGGAAGAUUCCGGCAGUGGGGGACAGAGUGCUGGUCAGCACUGGGUGAAGCUGCGGGCAGAAAGCGGCUACUUCUCCUUGGAGCGACGUCGCGCAGAACAAACCCAUGCUUCUUCUGGGACACCACUGAGUGGGCCUCGGACUACCACCCAGGCUGCUUCUGCUCAAAGGGAUGUCUUCCAGGAUGCUUCUGCACCAGAAACCUCCCAAGCUCCCUCUCUACCCCGUAACACCCAAAGAGACACCCCCAGGAGCUUAGUCACACAGCGGAAUAGCCCCAGAACGUCCUCUCCUUCAAGAGUGUCCCAAAGGGACAUUCAUAGAACCAUGUCCACCCAACAAAGCAGCGCUCCACUUUCCUCUCCCCUCAGAGCCACUUCAGAGAGCCUCAAGACCUCUACACCCAAAGGUGGCCCCCACAUCGCAUCAUCUCCUUGUGCCCAAGCCUCCUCUGUCAACAGAACCACCCAGCAGGACAACCCCAGGACUCCCUGUGUCCAGAGGGACAAUCCCAGAAGCUCUUCCCCCAACAGAACCACCCAACGGGACAACCCCAGGACCCAGCGGGACAACCCCAGGACCCAGCGGGACAACCCCAGGACUCCCUGUGCCCAGAGGGACAACUCCAGAACCUCCUCUCCCAACAGAACCACCCAACGGGACAACCCCAGGACUCCCUGUGCCCAGAGGGACAACUCCAGAACCUCCUCUCCCAACAGAAUCACCCAGCGGGACAACCCCAGGACCCAGCGGGACAGCCCCAGGACUCCCUGUGCCCAGAGGGACAAUCCCAGAACCUCCUCUCCCAACAGAACCACCCAGCGGGACAACCCCAGGACUCCCUAUGCCCAGAGGGACAACUCCAGAACCUCCUCUCCCAAUAGAACCACCCAGCGGGACAACCCCAGGACCCAGCGGGACAACCCCAGGACUCCCUGUGCCCAGAGGGACAAUCCCAGAACCUCCUCUCCCAACAGAACCACCCAGCGGGACAACCCCAGGACUUCCUGCAUACCACAGAACACCCCCAGGACCCCUUCUACCCAAGGAGACAAGACUACAGCCUCCUGCAGUAGAUGGGAGCAUCUCCGAAGUGCCUGUACCCAAAAAGACAACCCAGGACCAUCAUCUCCCCGCCGUGCCACUCAGGGCAAUAGCUCCAGGAACCCUUCUCCCCACCGUACCAACAAAGAUAUCCCUUGGGCCUCCUUUCCCCUUCGGCCAACCCAGAGUGGGGGUCCUCGAACCUCAUCUCCACCUCGCACCAAACAAAAUCAGGUGCCUUGGGCAUCCAUUUCUCUCCGACCAACCCAGGUGGACAGGCCUCAGACUACAGCGCCUACCAGACUAGCCCACCACGACCCUCCCCAACACUAUUCCCCAUCCCUAGCCACCUCCUCUCAUAAUCCAGGCCAUCCUAGUGCCUCUCGGACUUCAUCACCUCUGCACCCAGCACGAGGGGCUCCCCAGACCGCUUCAGAGCCCUUCCAGCCACUGUGUGCUGUGUGCAUUGGGCACAGGGAUGCACCUCGCGCCUCUUCGCCCCCUCGCUAUUUUCAGUAUGACCCUUUCCCCUUUUUUCCAGAUCCCCGCUCCUCUGAGAGCGAAUCGCCCCACCACGAACCCCCCUACAUGCCACCUGCAGUGUGUAUUGGGCACCGUGAUGCCCCCUGGGCCACUUCACCACCUCGUCAUGCCCAGUUUGAUCCCUUCCCCUUCCUCCCAGAAAUGUCAGAUGCUGAGAACGAGUCCCCUCAGCAUGAUCCCCCACAAUUUCCCCCACCAGUGUGCAUUGGGUACCGUGAUGCCCCCCGGGCCUCUUCCCCACCACGCCAGUUCCCAGAGCCCUCCUUCUUCCAGGAUCUCCCCAGGGCCAGCACAGAGAGUCUGGUCCCUUCCACAGACUCUCUGCAUGAACCUCCCCACAUCCCCACUCCUGUAUGUAUUGGACACAGAGAUGCCCCCUCCUUUUCCUCCCCACCACGCCAGGCCCCUGAGCCUUCCCUCUUUUUCCAGGAUCCUCCUGGGACCAGUAUGGAGAGCCUUGCCCCUUCUAUUGACUCUCUGCAUGGUUCCCCACUGCUGCCCCCCCAAGUAUGCAUCGGUUAUCGGGAUGCACCCAGAGCCUCCUCUCCUCCCCGUCACCCACCCAGUGAUUUAGGUCUCCUGGCCCCCUCCCCUCCCCCAGGUAGCUCAGGUUCUCGGGGCUCAGCACCCCCAGGGGAAACCAGACACAACCUGGAAAGGGAGGAGUACACCAUGCUGGCUGACCUGCCCCCACCCAGGAGGCUGGCCCAGAGGGGUCCAGAGCCCCAGGCACAGGGCAGCAACGAGGGCCGUACCCGCAGCCCUGGCCGGGCAGAGGUGGAGCGCCUCUUCGGGCAAGAGCGCAGGUGA